Molecule: messenger RNA, 2673 nt
Organism: Aspergillus wentii DTO 134E9
Lineage: Eukaryota; Fungi; Ascomycota; Eurotiomycetes; Eurotiales; Aspergillaceae
Product: exocyst complex component Sec10 family protein
Exons: 3
Coding region: 1-2673 (890 amino acids)
Biological process (GO): Golgi to plasma membrane transport; exocytosis
Cellular component (GO): cytoplasm; exocyst
Molecular function (GO): protein binding
Source: RefSeq, a predicted model, not a curated record
AUGUCGAAUGCGAGGAAUGGAAAAGGAACUGGCGGGCGACCGCAGGGUCCGCGCAGAGAUGUGCUGGCUUCACUCAAAAUGGCCUCUAUGGAGGAGGUGAUCUCCAGGGCUGCUCUCCCUGCGGAGAUCAUGUCCUCGAUUAUCGAUUACCUCUCCCCCGUCGACCUCAUUCGGGCAGCGCGAUCGUCGAGGCUCUUGCGAGAGAUGGCAUACGAUGAUACACGAUGGGUGCAUAAACUAAAACGGAUGGGCUGCUGGGAUGAAUUGGAGGCUAGGAAACAUGUUGAACAAGCGCAUGGGACCAUUGCCGACUUGAAAAGCGUCAAGAAACAGGAAAUAGCAGAGGAAACCGGGGAAUCUCCGGCCCAUGCUGGACAACACAACUCUACACCAGGUGCUCAAUCACUUUCGGAUGGAUUCGACCAGAUCAACCUGUCUACAACUGCGGCGACCGACACAACAGAUGAAUUGGAACAAAAUGCGGUUCUGGGUGCACUGAAGCUGGCCAGAUCGGUGCGUGGAGAGGCGCGCCAGGAGUUUGGCAAGGUCUAUGCGGCACUGGCACCAUUCUACGAUGACAUCGGCAAUUCCGGGCCCUCACCUGAUAAUCUUUUAUUCAAGACAUACCAUGAUCCUCUACACCAAGCCCGGAUUCUGUCCCAGCUGCAGCAAUUUUCUAAAUGUGACACCACCGAAGGUUGGCAAGGGAGGAUUGAGAACUUGCAAGCCGCCGUGUCAACAUUCGAGACAGAUGCCUUGAAGGAAUUCAGACAAGGAUACGAAACUGAAGAUAUUGAAGGGUUGAUGCGAAAGUACGCAAGUGUUCUUUGUACCUUGAACGGCGGACAGUCCGCAGUUGAAUUGUUCAUCCACCAUAAUCAUUUGGUGACACGAAAGUCUGAUCUUGGGAGAGUAGCAGACUGCUUUGAUGAUUCCACUUACCAGGUGAAGCUGGAACAUACCCAAGCAUUUUUUACGCGAUUGAGCGUGGCUUACAACGAGGAGGUUUCAGUCAUCAAUCGCGUCUUUCCUUCGUUAGUGAAUGUUGCUUCCCAGUUCGUGGAGAAAGUAGGACAGGAUGUGUUGUAUCCAUUCAUGACUGCCCUCUUUGAUGAAUUACAUCGCACCAAUAUCGAGUCUUAUUUGAAUGCGGUUUCUGUGACCUUCGUGCAAUGCACGAAUCUGUCGGAGACGAUGCUGCCAAUUCGCAACUCACCGGAUAGUUUCGAUGAAUUUCUGUACCAUGUCAUUGCUAAAGUGUACGAGCCACACAUUGAUCUGUAUCUUGCAGAGGAAGUGGAUUAUUUCCGCAAGAACUCUGAAGCCGCAGUGGCAGAAUGGGAUAGACAGCUAUCGGAACAGGCCGCAUCCACUGAAUCUUUCCUAAUGUCAAAUAUCAACCGGCAAGCUGAUAAGCGGGACUUCCUGACGUCGUUCAAGAAAGUGAUCAUGAUGCCUGUUAAUAUUCUUCCAAGCUUCUCCGCCAAAUCAAACGAGCCAAAGCCGGAUGAGAAUUCGGCCACCAGUGAUACGUCCUCGCUGAAAAGCCCCAAUCGCUUCUCCACCAUUGCCUCGCCCAAACCAGCUGUGUUGGCAGAAGCCCCGAAAUCGGAGCUUGAUGCAAAAGCUGCCCUUAUGAAAACGAAACUUGAAGGCAUUCGGUCUCUGUUUAGCAUUGAAGUUGCGUUGAGUUUGGUUCAUUCUGCCAAAUCGAGCUUGGAGCGAGCGGCACAGUUUAGGAAAAUUGGUGGUGAGACAGGCGUUGCUGUCAAAAAGCAAUGCGAAGCGAUAUUUGUAGCAUUGCUUCGCAUCCUGGGACACCGGCAUGUGAUUGUUGGCUUCAACAACGCAGUCGACCAUCUUUCAAACUACCGGCCACGCGAGCAAGGGGACCGCGAUCAGUCAGGCGUCGAGCCCCUGGUGACAUUUUUGGAAUUGGUAAAUGUUGGCGACUUGAUUCUUCAAAUGAUGGAUGUAUUCUAUGAGCAAGAACUGGUGGCCACGAAGCUCACCCAAAAAGAUGAUUUCCUUGACCCUGCUGUGAAGGAAAAGAAAAAGUUCGAACAGAUGCUUGAUGAACGUGUUGCGGCCGGAUUGAACAAAGGUAUCGAUGUGCUCAUGGAAGAAGUCGACUACAUUCUAGCAACUAGACAACUGGCUACGGACUUCAACCCGGGAAUAUCAACUGAUCCUUACCGACAGACGAUGGAUGUCGGUAUUAGCGAAGCGGCCUCAGCCGUGGUUGACGUGGUUUCAUCACACACGCAAAUGCUGGUAGGAAGCACAGACAAAAGCACACUCGAUGUGUUCAACCAAGAGGUUGGGCUACGUCUAUUCGCUGCUUUGUGUAAACACCUGAAGCGUCAGAGGAUCAGUAUUGAAGGAUCCUUGAAGCUAAUCAGCGACAUGAACCACUAUUUCAAAUUUGUUCAGACACUUAGAAAUGGUGAUCUACUUAUUUACUUCAAAGCCUUCCGAGAACUCUCACAGAUAUACCUGAUUGACCCGGCACACGCUAAAGAUCUAGCCACGAUUAUUGCGGAUGCGGAUCGGUUCCAUGGCAUUUGGCGCGUGGAGGAAGUGUACGAAUUCGCCGAGCGACGAGCGGAUUGGUACCAAGUGAAACGCGAUGUGGAACGAGCCAUGUAUGGAAUUGGAUGUAGCGUUAUGUGA